AAAAGUAUAUUGUAUACUAUAAUCUUGCAAUUUUUUUAGCGAUUUUAAAACAUUGAUGUAUUCAUUGCGCAUGCGCGAGAAAUCAGCCCGCCUUCUCAUUCUCACUGAUAUGAGUUUGCCCGUCACCGUUACUGCUAUUGUUGAUUAGUAGGGUUAUAAGAACUAAAAUAUGUUUUAAAUAUAAUUCAACUUGAUUAUACGUAUUCGAUACGUUUUUGGAUGUGGUUUAUAUUAUAAACAUAAAAUUACACAAUAUGAUUUUACUAAAAAACUUUAUAAACUUUAUUGUGCUUUUUCUAAUGUUGGUUAUUAGUAUAACUAGCAAAGAGACUAUGGAACAAGUUGUGACACAAUCAAUUGUCGAAGAUACUUUGAUUCAACAAGAAAAUGAACAAGUAUAUACAAAUGAGGAAAAAGAUUCUGUAAAAAUAAAUGCUGAAGUAGCAGUAAAUGCCACUAAUACGAUUUCAACUAAUAUUACAAAAAUUAAUUGUUCAUCUGAGAAGAUAUAUGGUCCUGUUGAGAUUGUCAAUGCAACAAGGCUUAUGGAGUUAUUAAUCUUAGAACCUGGUCCAUCUAAUCGUUCAAGAAAUGACAAAGAUGAUAAACAAUUACCAGGAACAUGUGUUAUAGUAUUAUUUUAUGCUAGAUGGUGCAUAUUUAGCAGUCAAGCUGCACCACAUUUUAAUGCCAUACCACGUUCGUUUCCUCAGAUUAAAGCUGUGGCCAUUGAUGCUAUAAAACACCAAAGCUUCAAUGCUCAGUAUGGAAUAGUUGGGGUGCCAACAUUGAUGCUAGUUCACAAUGGUAAGCCUGUCGCCAAAUUUAAUGAUACUGUUUAUACCCUGGAAUUGUUUGCCAAAUUUAUAUCUCAUCUGACAAAUCUGCAACCAAAUGGCUCACUAUAUGUUACAUCGGCGGAUUUCAUGGGACCAGUUGCAAGCACGCCUUCUAAUGAAGUGGACUAUUGUCUAGUGUUGUCAUGGAUCUUUAUCAUUGCUUGCGUGUUGUACUUUACAUCGUGCAGCAGAUGGUGGCAACAGUUUGUCGAGCUCAUUCAGAAUACGUGGCGUGAGAGUAAUGCACAACACGAACAUGUCGAUUAAAUACUAUAUUUUAUUAUUAAAUAUUGAGUUAUUUAUUCAUAAAAGCUUUGUAAAUAUGUGUAUAUAUAUUAUAAUUAAUAUGUUUAUAUAUAUAGAUAGAUAAAAGAAGAAAAGUAAAUAUAUGAAAUGUGAAA
Molecule: messenger RNA, 1240 nt
Organism: Cataglyphis hispanica
Lineage: Eukaryota; Metazoa; Arthropoda; Insecta; Hymenoptera; Formicidae
Gene: bug
Product: thioredoxin domain-containing protein 15
Exons: 4
Coding region: 255-1106 (283 amino acids)
Biological process (GO): cilium assembly
Cellular component (GO): cilium
Source: RefSeq, a predicted model, not a curated record